Molecule: messenger RNA, 1373 nt
Organism: Tribolium castaneum (red flour beetle)
Lineage: Eukaryota; Metazoa; Arthropoda; Insecta; Coleoptera; Tenebrionidae
Gene: Mul1
Product: Mitochondrial E3 ubiquitin protein ligase 1
Exons: 4
Coding region: 278-1303 (341 amino acids)
Biological process (GO): protein ubiquitination; organelle organization
Molecular function (GO): ubiquitin-protein transferase activity
Source: RefSeq, a predicted model, not a curated record
AAACAAACGUUUAGAGACGAAUUUCUAAAUUUCGUUGCGUUCGUUUUACAAUAAUUUACAGUCUUGUGUUAUUCCGAAGCCGAAAAUCUACACAUUUUGAAGUAAGAACACAAAUUGUCAGUCAGCUUUGCCAACCUAACCAGAGUUAGGUUAAAUUGUCAGUGAUAAUUUUCAAUUGUAAUUAAUUGUUAUCGGUAAUAAAUUGCCGCUUUUAUCUAAUUUCCGUGACAAUGAUAAGUUUGUAAAUCCCCAAUUUGUUACAAAAGUAAAAAACGAAAUGGAUUAUUUAACGGAGGGCAUAGCCCUGGGUGUAGAUCUCGUGAUCUUGGCGGCAUGUAUCAAGCAGUACUACAAGAACAAGAAUGCCAUGGCUAUGAUCCAGGGGGCCCCCUAUCUCACCAUCAAUAAAGACUUGAAAGAAAUAGUUGAGACACAUCCAGAGAAAAAACUGUCAUACGUAUCCAUAAGGGGAACUGUUAAACCACUAGGUAGGCCUAUUGUCAGCAGCAAUAAUCCAAAUGUAACAGGCGUUGUGCAAUUAUUACGAAUUAAGGAGCAUGUAAUCCAGCGGAGUACGACAGGAUUUUGGUCGGACUCCGAACGUGUUGUGCAGGAAGUCCACAAUGUUAUGCCUUUUUCCAUUGGCAAUAAGGCGGUGUUUGUGGAAGUUGCGGACCCGUUAGCUGCUGACGUCUUAGAUAUGGAUACGAUAUCGGACGUCUUCAAUCCGACUGUUCCGAGUGUCAUGGACCACAUCUGGGGCUUCUUUGCCGGGAUCAGGCAACGGGGGGUCCAGUCGACUGAGAAAAUGUUAAGGGAGGGCACCACUAUUACGGGGAUUGGGGAGUUGGUUUAUUCACAAGAUUCCAGCAUGUUGCGGCUGCAGCCCCCAUCAAACGGGGCCCCCUUUUAUUUAACAAAUAUGCAAGUCACGUCGCUGGUUAAAAAGUUAGACGGCUCUAAACGAAAUUACAAGUUACUGUGUAUAUUAUUCGGAACAAUCGGUUUAGUUAUUGGGGGUUUCAUAAUUCGGAAAUAUUUGCGCCAUAAAGACAGACAAUUGGAGGAAAGUAAGCGGAAACAACAACUGGAAGAAUCAAGACGGAAGAGGCGGCGACAAAUGCGUGAUCAAAAUUUACCAGAGAACCAAAUCUGCGUCGUUUGUAAAAAUAACCCAAUUGAGAUAAUUUUACUGCCUUGCGGCCACGUGUGUCUAUGCGAGGACUGCUCACUCGACAUCUCUGCCAACUGUCCCGUUUGCAGGGCUCCAAUAGAGAAAAAAUCAGUAGCCUAUGUUGCGUAACACCAAUAAAAUUUAUUUCUUGUUACAUAAGCAACUCUGCGUUUUACAACACGGACUGUUUUCUUGUAAA